AUGGCUGUCCUUGCUCUAAUCUCAGUUCUUUCUCUCAGUGUCCCCUCAGCAGCUGUGGCUGCCCAGAUCAGGCUGGUGAAUGGGGACAGUCGGUGCUCAGGUCGAGUGGAGGUGUAUCUCCGUUACCGGUGGGGAACUGUGUGUGAUGAUGACUGGGGCAUGAGUGAUGCUGAGGUGGUGUGCAGAGAGCUGCGUUGUGGCACUGCUGUUUGUGCCCCUCAGUCAGCAUUCUAUGGUCAAGGGACUGGGCAGAUUUUAAUGGAUGAUGUCAGUUGCUCCGGUACUGAACAGUCUCUGACCCAGUGCUCCUACAGAGGAACACAUGACUGUGGCCAUCGUGAGGAUGCAGGGGUGGUGUGUUCCACGAGAGGUCCCUCCAUCUCUCUCAUCUCAUCAUACUCAGCAGUCUUAGCUGGAGAAACUGUUCGGAUCAGAUGUUCUAGUGCAUACCGGUGCAAUGGCAACCUACUUCUUCUGUACAGAAAUGGAGUUAACGUGAAUUCAGAGGCUCUUGGUUCCUCCCAGAGCAGUGCUACGUUUACUCUGUCUAAUGUGGACUCCUCUCACCAGGGCAGUUACACAUGUGCCUACUCCUCCUCCUCUACUCAUAGCCAACCCAUUAGCAUCACUGUAGUUGAACUACAGAAGCCAAGUCUUUCACCGGAAACCAGCAAAAAGAUUUCUUGGGGUCAGUCUGCCCAGAUGAGGUGCUCAAUCUUCACACAGCAUCAGGGCGAUACAUUCAUCCUACAGCAGCUCUCUGGGUCAUUUACAGAGACCAAGAGAGUUACUGGAACCUCUGCCCUCUUCACCAUUCCUCAAGUGGACUUUACCCAUGAAGGACGCUACUACUGCAAGUAUAGAACAAGGGUUUCCAGUCGUGAAUUCACAUCCCCUCAAAGUUCUACUGUCAGCCUUUCUGUAAUAGUGGUGCUUGUGCAGCCCAACAUCUCUCUCAGUGCCCCAGAUGGAGGGCUGUUCUGGGGGUCUCAGGGGCCAGAGGUGACCAGGGGCCACAGCCUCUCCCUCAUCUGCUCUACUGAGCCACAGCACCAAGGAGGCUCCUUCCACCUCAUCUUUGAUGGGUCUAACAGCACCAGGACUCAGCUCGCCAUCAACCACUCAGCCUCCUUCUACAUUCCUGAGGCAGACUACUCCCACCAGGGCAACUACAGCUGUGUCUAUGAGGUCACUGUGUCCAGCCGCACCUUCAAGUCAACACAGACAGCACCACUGACAGUCAUUGUAAGAGCAUCCCUGGCACCCAUCAUUGCAUCUGGGGUGAUUUCAGGGUUGUUCCUACUUCUGCUGAUUCCUGCCAUCCUCUACCUGGUGAAGAAAAAGUGUUUGAGUGACACACAUACACACACAAUACAGAUGGACAAUGUUACAUACAGUUCUGCGAAUACAUACGAAAUUAAUGGACGAGGUGGGACACCAGAUGAAGAUGAGAACAUCUAUAUGAACACUGUCAUGCCUGCUGACCAGAGGGAUUGUGGUAAAGACACUGAUGGAGAUCUGGAAGAAGACUAUAUGAAUGUAGAGGAGCUGAAUGGCCCAACAGACAAUCAGUCUGAACAGGAUGACAUCUAUCAAAACUAUAACAGAGACUGUUGGGGCAUGUUUAGAUUUCAUGUAGUCGCACAGAUCCAGACUUGACUUGGAUAGUGCCUUUUUCAAGGUUAGCACUAGACAAACCACAUAUCUGUGUGACUCAAAAUGAGUGAUAUGUGAUGUCGCAAAAUGUUCAUCUCCCACCCGGGCCGAUCAUUCAGCCAUACAAUACUUUGUCUUAUCAUUCAUCCGACGACACACAAUUAUUUGUCUU
Sardina pilchardus (European sardine) is the source of this 1828-nucleotide messenger RNA. RefSeq lists its product as uncharacterized. Bases 1 to 1659 code for a protein of 552 amino acids. The transcript is spliced from 8 exons. The record is from RefSeq and is a predicted model, not a curated record. NCBI's taxonomy places the organism in Eukaryota, Metazoa, Chordata, Actinopteri, Clupeiformes, Clupeidae. Gene Ontology annotation, cellular component: membrane.